GUGAAAAUGGCCCAGGAUAAGAAAAUAUCGGUAGCUUUCGUGUGUCUUGGAAACAUCUGCCGUUCACCCAUGGCAGAGGCUGUUUUCACACACAAGGUGCACGAGCUUGGAUAUACCAACCAGGUUGAACUUAUUGAUUCUUUCGGUACUUCGGGCUGGCACAUUGGGGAGAGUCCCGACUCCCGUUCUGCUAGCACGUGCCGCAAGCACGGCGUGGCUGUAAAACAUGCAGCACAGCAAAUCACGCCCAAAGACUUCGAGCGGUUUGACUAUGUGAUCGGAAUGGAUGAGCAGAACAAGAGCGAUCUUUUGCACAUGCGGCCACGUGACAGCAAGGCCAAAGUGGCGAUUUUCGGCAAGUGGCAGACCAGCCCGGAGUUUGCCGAGAUUGUGCUGGAUCCGUACUACGGCGGGCGUGAUGGGUUUGAAACGAACUUCAAGCAGAUCAGUCAUUUCAGCGAAGAGUUCUUAAAGCAGGAACUAGGAGAAAAGUAAGAGCUCAAGGUGUUUUGGGAAUUUCCGUAUUUUUUCGGGAGACUGUGGAAUGGUGGAUGACUCGGCAGUUUUGAGCAUCCAGUGUGAGAGCUAGUUCUAGUAGUGGCUAAUAGGCACGAGCGAAAGGAACGAAUAUGCGUCAUAUCCUUUAAUACUACAUAUGUGAGCGG
Messenger RNA from Metschnikowia bicuspidata var. bicuspidata NRRL YB-4993, 665 nucleotides. It is a transcript of the gene LTP1, whose product is annotated as tyrosine protein phosphatase. Gene Ontology annotation, biological process: protein dephosphorylation. Gene Ontology annotation, molecular function: protein tyrosine phosphatase activity. NCBI's taxonomy places the organism in Eukaryota, Fungi, Ascomycota, Pichiomycetes, Serinales, Metschnikowiaceae. The coding region runs from base 7 to 495 and encodes 162 amino acids. The record is from RefSeq and is a predicted model, not a curated record. The transcript has 2 exons.